Fonsecaea pedrosoi CBS 271.37 is the source of this 633-nucleotide messenger RNA. RefSeq lists its product as uncharacterized. The record is from RefSeq and is a predicted model, not a curated record. Lineage: Eukaryota; Fungi; Ascomycota; Eurotiomycetes; Chaetothyriales; Herpotrichiellaceae. The coding region runs from base 1 to 633 and encodes 210 amino acids. The transcript has a single exon.
AUGGAAGUUUCCCGCAGAUACCAAAACAGCGCCAGGUACUGGCCCCAUAGCGGCAACAAGAACCUCUCAGCACAAGGCUACGCCAAUGCCCUCAAACUCGUCCUCGGUAUCAAGAGGCAGAAGUCUCCCAACAAACCACUUUUGAUGAGAGUCGAUCAAUGGGGAGGACCUGCGUCUCGAGGCAGGGAAUUUGGAGAGAUCUCAAAAGACUUCAAGGUGUACAGCUCCGAGGGGUUUUGUGUUGUGGCCGUCGAGUACAUGGGAAAUGACGGAGCUUCGGUAUACAACAAGAUUUUCCUGGACUCGGGAAGCCAGCUGGAUAUGUUUUGCUGGGAUGGCUACGAAUUUGAUCUGAUGAAUUGGACCACGACUUCAUUCGAAAGUAUUGGAAACGCCAGCCGGGUGACAGCUUUGCCGUUUUCUUUCAAAGUGGCCGUCCCUUCGUUGGCCUUUGUGGACUAUCCAGCACCUGGUUACAAUGUACUCUGGGGGGAAGUGAGGCAAGGUGUCAGCAGAAGACUUCAACAAAAGCAAUCCAUAUACACUCAAUCCCUAGGGGCCAGGAGGGGAGGGCAUAUUUCCGGUGACUUUGGCUCCCAGCCGCCUUGCCAAUACCCGGCCAAUGCGAGAUGA